Ceraceosorus guamensis is the source of this 1723-nucleotide messenger RNA. Its product is annotated as zf-MIZ-domain-containing protein. Bases 380 to 1567 code for a protein of 395 amino acids. Gene Ontology annotation, molecular function: zinc ion binding; SUMO ligase activity. NCBI's taxonomy places the organism in Eukaryota, Fungi, Basidiomycota, Exobasidiomycetes, Ceraceosorales, Ceraceosoraceae. Gene Ontology annotation, biological process: protein sumoylation. The transcript is spliced from 3 exons. The record is from RefSeq and is a predicted model, not a curated record.
CGCGCAGCAGGCGUAAAUUGACGCGCAGGGAUGAUAAAUCACGUGAUCAUCUAUCUGCAUGCCCGAGCGAGCGAGCGAUGCACGACUUCGCGAUUCGUGAUUCGUGAUUCUUGAUUCAAUUUCUCGCAAACGAGCGCAUCGCGUUGAUGCUUCCUUGUAUACCGGCCGGUGCACUCCUAUACUUGCCCCCCACGCGCACACCUCAUCAUCGCUGAGUGGCAGCGACGAUUCGUGAGAAGCGUGAGAAGGUCCCCUCUCACAGGCCCACUUGUCCACCCUCCAAGCGCAGACAACACGCGCUCGCGCAACGCAUACACACACCCAUGCCAUUGCCAGCACACAAACGCAUCCACGCAAUCAUAGUGGGGAGGAGACAGGCAUGGCGCACUUGGCAGGACCCUCUUCCGGAGGUGUUCCUUGGCACUUUCAUCCGCGAAUAUUGAGCCACAUUGGCAACAACUUCACCGUCCCCCAGCUCAAAGAAAGCCUGAGGGACUUGGGCCUGCGCAUCUCUGGCAACAAGCCAGAGCUGCACAAUAGGCUUCGCGACGCCAUACAGGAUUACUACCAUCGAGGGGAUGCUGCCAGGUGGGAAAUGGCAAGACGCGUAGUCGCUUCUCAGACGACAAAUGGCACGUUCGACUGGAUGAAGGAUAUUCAGAAUGCUCCCGUCAAGCAGCCGGCUGCUCCUGGGUAUGGUGGCGGUGGUGGUGGUGGUGCGCCGACGGGUGCAGGCGCUUACACGCCGUCGAACGUCGCGGCGGCGACUGCCACGCGCAGCGCACCAGCGACGCAGCCGAAUUUCAAACCCUCGCCAUUUUAUCGGAUUCACGAGUGGGCAUCCACGUCCACAUUGUUGUUGCCGUGCACACCCUCGGAAGGCAGAAAGGCGGCAUUGCUGAGGAUGAACGUCAGAGCGGAUCACGCGCAACUGGUCAAGGAUCAGCCGGACAAGUACAAGUAUCGGCUGUUCGUCGCACCGAAACCCGCAUGGGAUGCUUCCGCUUCUCGAACAGGCGCAGCGCAUCCGUGCUUUAUCGAUUUCCCAUUCGGCUCGGAGCUGUUUGUCAAUUCCACCAAGUAUGCGGGUGCGCUCAAAGGCAGCAAGAAGCAUGCCGGCAGGGUGCCACCGCCGGAUCUCAGCAAGGGCUUGCUGUUCAUGGAUCCCAACAAGCCGAAUUCGAUCGAGGUGCGGUAUCAGACGGAUAGGUCGGGCAGUCAUGCACCCACUUCGCAUGCCAUGGCCAUUGCGCUGUGCAGGGUCACCUCGCCAGAGGAGUUGGCAGCGAAUCUAGCCAAAGAAAGAACGCACAGCAAGGAAAAGGUCAUUGCUGGAAUGAAGCGAGCGGCAGACGACGACGAGAUCGAAGCGGGUGCGCAAACCUUUAGGUUCAAAUGCCCGCUCAGCUACAUGACCAUCAAGACUCCUGCGAGGGCGACGACGUGUCCGCACGUGCAGACGUUUGAUGCUGGCGCGUUUUACAGUCUCAACGAGACGUCGCCCGUGUGGCAGUGUCCCGUGUGUUCCAGCGACAUUCGUCACGAGGAUCUGUUUGUCGAUGGGUGAGUGCGACGAGAGCCACCGAGUCGCGCGCGCGCUCGAGCUCAUACUUGGAGCGCCGUCUGGACAGCUUUUGCAAGGACAUUUUGGAGCGCGUACCGGAAUCUGCAGAGCGUGUGCUCAUCGAGCCGGAUGGCAAGUGGAGGACGGAAGAUGGCAAAU